AGAUUAUUAUAAUCAAAUAAAGAAAUAGGAUACUCUAUUUUUUAAUUUUGUUACUAAUUGAACUAUAAUUUAAAUGUAAUUUCGGAAAUAUUAAUUUUACGUGUAAGAUAGAUUAAUUAAGGUUAACACAUAAUUACGUAACUGGGGGUACGCAAAUGUCGCGAGAAAUCGAGAACCUUCGAGGGCCUCUCCAGUUCCGUAGGCGUGGCAUCUUCGAGCCAAAUGACCAAAAUAUCCCUCUCCCGGUAUGACGAUCAAUUUCCCGGUCAGCCGACAAUUUAGACAGUUGGAGGAACGCUUUUAUAAGAACCCCAUUGCCGUGUGGGAGGAAAGGAUCGGAAAAGUGGAAAAGGGAAAACGAAAGGGGAGCAUCAACCUAGAUCGAUCGAUGGCGUCGUUUGGGGAAGCUCCGCCGGGCGAUCUCAAGGCCGGGGAGAAGAUCUUUAAGACCAAAUGCGCGCAGUGCCACACCGUGGAAAAGGGCGCCGGCCACAAGCAAGGGCCGAAUUUGAACGGACUUUUCGGGAGACAAUCUGGGACGACUGCAGGUUACUCUUACUCCGCUGCUAACAAGAACAUGGCUGUGAUAUGGGAGGAGAAGACAUUAUACGAUUACUUGCUUAACCCUAAGAAAUAUAUUCCUGGUACUAAGAUGGUUUUUCCUGGUUUGAAGAAGCCGCAAGAGCGUGCGGAUCUAAUUGCUUAUCUCAAACAGGCAACUGCCUAAGGUUUUUGUUUGCCCUACUAGACACUUUUUUUUUCUCAUUAAAUAAGAAUAACAUGCUAUGAUGAUUGUGAUCAGGCAGUUGAGUUACAAAACAUUCUUUACAAAGUUUACUAUUGAAUUUC
Messenger RNA from Zingiber officinale, 849 nucleotides. Its product is annotated as cytochrome c-like. The record is from RefSeq and is a predicted model, not a curated record. Gene Ontology annotation, cellular component: mitochondrial intermembrane space. Gene Ontology annotation, molecular function: heme binding; electron transfer activity. The transcript is spliced from 3 exons. Gene Ontology annotation, biological process: mitochondrial electron transport, ubiquinol to cytochrome c; mitochondrial electron transport, cytochrome c to oxygen. Bases 248 to 727 code for a protein of 159 amino acids. NCBI's taxonomy places the organism in Eukaryota, Viridiplantae, Streptophyta, Magnoliopsida, Zingiberales, Zingiberaceae.